Molecule: messenger RNA, 354 nt
Organism: Malassezia japonica
Lineage: Eukaryota; Fungi; Basidiomycota; Malasseziomycetes; Malasseziales; Malasseziaceae
Exons: 2
Coding region: 1-354 (117 amino acids)
Biological process (GO): microtubule-based movement
Cellular component (GO): cytoplasm; cytoplasmic dynein complex
Molecular function (GO): dynein intermediate chain binding
Source: RefSeq, a predicted model, not a curated record
AUGGCCUCUGCCGUGCCGCGUCCGGGCGAGGCGCCGGACGAGGCGGUCCAGAUCCUUGCGCACCUUACGCAGCACCGCCAGGUGCGGGGAUGCGUUACACUUACAACGGAUGGCCGUGUGCUAUGGAGCGGCGGCGCCGCGUUUGUCGCGGGCGAGGGCGAGGCCACCGACGCGUUGGAGCGCGUCGUGCAGUUUGUGCGCGACAUGCUCGACGUCGUCACGCGCCACGUCGACGAAGUCGAAGCGGACGACGAACUGAGCUUGCUGCGCGUGCGCACCAAGAAAUACGAGCUGCUUGUCACACCAAGCCAAAAAUACGUGUUGGUCGUGAUGCAAGAGCCGGGCUCGGGAUAG